This is a messenger RNA of Fusarium odoratissimum NRRL 54006, 2974 nucleotides long. RefSeq lists its product as uncharacterized. The record is from RefSeq and is a predicted model, not a curated record. Gene Ontology annotation, biological process: chromatin remodeling. The transcript has 3 exons. The coding region runs from base 1502 to 2695 and encodes 397 amino acids. Lineage: Eukaryota; Fungi; Ascomycota; Sordariomycetes; Hypocreales; Nectriaceae. Gene Ontology annotation, cellular component: Ino80 complex.
ACGGGAUCGUACUAAACGGUAGCACGGCCAGAACGCGCAUUCACCUGAGAACAUCAAUUCCAGACAAUAUCUCAAGUGAACGAUCGCCUGUACCAUCAAGGAACCUCGGUGAACGCCUAGACUCCUCAACAAUUACAAAUCCCAUCCGCACUACCCUUUCACAUUCUACUCAAGACACCGGAAUCGCGCCAUCAAGUUCUUGCGCCAAAAAGAUUCAGCGCCAUCAUCUCCUAUCAGCCAAUCUCAUCGCGGCAGGCAAUUCUACCGCCAGAAGCAGGACGCAGCAACAACGUGUAACGGCGCUCGUCUCACGAGCCUCGUACUGCAUCGUCUGUCGGUCCCAACAAGUUAAGCAACUUGUGUGCUUGUGCCCUGGGAAUAGCGAUUGCGCUUGAGUCUCCAGCUCUUGGCUCAGUCAGACCCUGUUCGGGGUGAAGCGUUUGGAAGCGGCUAAAACCCAAUUACCAACUGCUGGCCGUCUAAAGGGCAAGGAAGCAGGCAAGUGAAAGUUAAUCGGUGACAAAGCUGGUGUGGUGUGACCAAUACCAAGGCAUUCAAAAUUUGUAACAGGUGAGUUGUGAAUUUUCCUCUUGGUUGUCUCUCCCUUUGUUUGGUCGCAGCAAAACAACACCAAUUCCGUCAACCCAGUCCCGUCCGUCUCUGUAAUCCUUUCCGCGGCUGUCGCCAAAUUCUCUCAAUGCAACCGACGAUGAUAAGCUUCUCUCCUAAGCUAUUCUGUAUUAGCCUUUGAUAUCGGCAGUUUGUCUGGGCUAUCACAGGAUUAGGAUAUUCCUGGACUGGCCUGGCCGAUGAUCCUCAGCCAUGUGCAGGAUCCCGCUUAUAGGAAUCCCUGAUUCAGCGGUAAUCGCAGACGAGAGGUCUCACGUAGUUAGGUAGUCAGUCCUUGGUUGGUCGAUUGAUUGAUUGAUUGGCUUGACUGGUUGCAGGACAAAUUGCAUUAGUUGGCCGUUUAUCUUCAGCCUCGCAUCCUUCAAGCUUCAAGCUCAAGUCGUCUUUUCACCAAUGAAGAGUCACCGACACUACCUACACUACAAAAGUCCAGACUCCAGCCUAUCCUGUCCUAUCCUAUCUCGCCAACGGCAAUCGCCACCAACAUCCGAGCUGUACUUGCCCUGUCCUGCCUCUGGCCCUGCCUGUUCCUUCCAGCCAAUCCCUUGUUAGGUGGCUCUUGGCUCCUGCUCCUGCUCCUGCUGUCUCACUCCAGUCGUGCUUGCCCCAACGAAUUGAGCUUAUUUCAGCCUUGUCAACACCAAAAACUGCAAACUUGUCUUCCAAUCACUUUCCUCUUCUGUCAUCCAACUCAUUUAACUUCACAUAUUUAAGUUUUCGCGAUCUUCCCUGGGACCCCAGAACUCCUUGAACUCUAUCCUGAUACAAAUACAACCCACCCUUCACUUCGCAUGCCACUAAUUAUUUCCCACUUUCCUUAUCUUGUUUCUACCAUCCACCCCAGGCCCCGCCAGUGCGGGCAUCUAUCAUCAUGGGUUCGCGUCCACGUCGCUCAGCGGCCACUAAGGCCAAUGAAGUCAUCUCUGUUCAUGCCAGAUGGGCUGACUCUCCAGAAAGAAGCGAAAGAAGCAUGUCGUCACGACGAUCUGGUCGCGCCUCAGGCGUGUCCGUCUCCCGAGAUGAUGCCUCAUCACCAGGUGGCGAUCGUCAUUUGAGUUUGACUGUCAAACUUCCUUCCAACAAACUACGACAGGCUACACGCGGGGAGCGUGGCUUUGAAGGUGGAGAAAUCGUAUCCGGAAAGCGGAAUCGAGGAGCUAAGAAAAGUUAUGUGGUUGACUCAAGCCCCGACGAAGAUGAAGAGGAGGAAGAGGAGGCAGAGAUUGAGGUGGAGGAAGAUGAUGACGAUGAGAUGGAUGUUGAUGCUGAGGGUGAGGAGGAUGCUGAGGGGGACAUCGAUAUGGAUCUAGCUCCCCCGACCAUCACUGUUUCCAAACCAGCCCGGUCCAAGCCAGCACCUCGAGCAUCGGCUGCCAAGGUCAUUCAGGAUGAUGAUGACGACGACGAGCUUAGUGACCCCGCUGAUAGCGACGCUGGAGACGAGACUAUGGGUUUUGGUGAUGAGACCAUGGCUGACGAUGGUGACGAGGAUGCUGAAGGCGAGGAGAUCGAGGUCGCAGGCCAAGAAGGAGAUGAGGAUGACGAAGACGAAGAAGAUGAGGAAGAAGAUGAUGAAGGCGACGGAGGCGACGACGACGACGAUGAUGACGAAGAUGGUAACCCAGACGAGUCUGUCGAUCUCACCAAAAUGACAAAGCGGCAACGAGCUCGAUUUGAAGAUGACAACGCGCAUCAGUACAUGAAGCUGUCAGAUGAGGUACAAGCGAAGAAGGUUUUUACAGCUGAGGAAUUGUCCAUGCGUCGACAGGAGAUGGCCCGGCGGCGCCGCAACUUGAGUGAAAAGCGAAAUGAGGAAGUAAAGAUGGAAACGAUCAACAAACUCCUUAAAAAGCAAGCUCCCAAGAUCAACCGCAAGGCUGCAGCUGCUGGCGCCGGCGGUUCAGAAGAUUCGAACAAGCCUGAUCCUGUCUUCGUUCGGUGGGUCAGCAACAAAAAUGGCGUUCGAGUGGCAGUGACAGAAGAGAUGCUUGACAGCCCGGCCGGCCAGCUUUUUAAGCCUGCAUCUAAACAGGCACCGGGUAAGAUGGUCCAGGAAGUUGCUUAAGGAGGCGUCAUCGUGUGUUUAUUGAAUACCGACUCCUGGUAGUUCAAUGCAUUUCGAGCACCCAGGCAGAUCAUAAUUCAGUUGGUUUAUCUGAAAUAUCGAAACGUGAAUUUCAAGAAGAAUUCAAAGGGAAUCUUUAAGUGGUUUUUUAUUUGUCUUGGCCGUACGGAUACACAUAGAUAAUAUUACUUGGCUUUGGGCCACUCAUCCAACCCCACUAACAUUCCUGCAACCACUCUAUAUAAAUUGAUCCAACACGUAAUGGAUAUGCAAGCUCUU